CAGAAAAAGUUUGAUUUCUGCAGGUUAGAUCAAGUUAAACAUAACAUUAAAGUUAGAGAGGAGAAUCUUUGGAUUUUAGAGCUUCACUUCCGUUGUCAAUUGGAGGAGUUUUUUAGAAGUUUUCAAUGUUUCUCGUGAAAAUCAACUCUAAUUGGAGCCGAUUGCCUUACAUGGAAAAUUGAAUCUGCUAUAAAAACUAGGACAAAGUGCAUUUCCAUAUAUCAAUCUGAUCAGCAAACCGUAGAAGCGUCCAGCGACAAUAAUUCUGCAAAAGUAAUUUCGUAGAAAACUGAAGAUACUGCCAAAGAAAAAGAAAAUAAGCUGCCUUAAUUCAUCGAGGAUCCAAAGAAGAAUUUUGCACUCUCAUUCUUUGGCAAUGUAUCUACAAGCUUUGGAAAAUACAAUAUGCUUUCUUUCAGUCAAAGAAAUGUUUUAAACUGAUUUUUCAAUAUUAAAUUAUCUAGGAGGUCGUCAAUCAGUAACCAUACACAAUGGAUGGUAGUGAAGAUGGAAAGAAACUCCGUUUAGAAGAUGAAGAUGCGACGUUUCACAUGCAAAUCGAACAUUCUAAAGGAACACACGAGCCAAGGACAGAACACGAAGAAGAGGAGAUAUUGAUUGAGCAAGAAGGGCUGGAAACGAAUUUCUAUAGUGAAGAACCUGGGGAGAAGCUGUAUCUGAUUGAAUCAAAAAGUGACAGCAAAAAUGAAGAGGAAGAAAAGAAUAAAUGUUGUCCUAACGUAAAUAGAAAGUAUCUAGUACCAAAGGGAUUCUUCUUUUUCUUCUAUGCAUCAAACGGUGUUCUGAUGCCUUAUUUGAUUUUAUUUUUCAAGCAGCUACAGCUGUCAGCAAGCCAAGUUGGCAUUGUUGCUGGCAUGAAGCCGUACAUCGCGUUUAUCUUCAUCCCAAUUUGGGGAUACAUCGCAGAUAAAACGAAAAAAGCAAAAUGGAUUUAUACAUUGGCUAUGAUAACAUUUGCAAUUGGGUAUUUCCUGUUUUCGCUAGCACCUGCCGACCAUGUUUGUAGAGCCAAAAGCAACUCAACAAAGCACAAAAUAGAUAUGCCAAUGACACACGAACAUGGAAAGCGAUCCUAUCCUACAAAGUAUCAACAUCAUCGCAGCCAUAUUAACCAGUCAUUUGAUUAUUUGAACUCUGUAACUCGUCGCAACGACAACACUCUUCCAUGGAUUUUAGACGUUACCAAUUCCAUUGACUCUGAGUUGAAUUUUCAACAACGGGACGAUGUCCAUGUUGAUAUUCAGUCAAUUUUCAUAUACCUCCUGCUUGUCAGUAUUUUAAAAACAGUAUUUUCCUGCCCAGCUUUGACGAUUGUUGACACAACUACAGUUCAAAUGUUAAAGGAAAAUGGAGAAGCUAAUAAGUACGGGCGGCAAAGACUCUGGGGAGCUAUAGGUUGGGGAACAACUGCUUUUGGAGUUGGUGCUAUUCUCAGCACAUUGCCUCUAUGUCCUGGAACUAAUGACGAAAUAAACUACUAUCCAGCCUUUUAUAUAUUCACAGGAUUGAUGUUGAUAGCAUUUGUAAUUGGCUUACGUUUGGAGUUUGACGAAAAAAGAGAUGACCAUCAUGCGCAAUCUAAGAAAAACAGUUUGCACGAGGGCCUAAAAACGAUGAAAAAUCCACAGUUCAUUUAUUUCAUCAUAACAGCUUUCUACGUCGGCGUGGCUAUGGCAGUAAUCCGCACCUUUCUCUUUUGGCAUCUGAAAGAUCUGGGUGGAACACAACUUCUAUUUAGUAUAAUAUCAGCAGUCAAUUGUGCAGCUGAAGUGUUUAUGUACUUCUUAUCGGCUUGGUUCAUAAACUCGCUUGGACAUAUCGGUGUAUUGUACAUUGGACUGCUUUGCUAUGCGGUGAGAUUGUUCUUUUAUGCAAUGGUUAAAAAUCCAUGGCAUGUUCUGUUUGUCGAGCCUCUCUCUGGGAUAACCACAGCCGCGGUUUGGGCAGCGAUGGCAUCGUAUGUUGGAGUACACUCAGUUCCAGGCUCCGCAACGACUGUUCAAGGCGUACUGCAUGGUGUUCACUGGGGCCUAGGCCAUGGAUGCGGCGAGUUGAUAGGUGGUUUCAUGAUAAGUGGAAUCGGAGCUGAAAGGACGUUUGGAAUAUUUGGUGUCCUCAGUAUCAUUGACUUAGUGUUCUUCAUACUCGUCAACGUAUUGCAUGAUAAAUGUUGUCCGGAAAAGGAGAAAAGUGUUUUGGACAAAAAAGAGUACAAACCACUUGUGGAGAAUGAAUUCUGUCAACAUUAGGAGUUGUGCUUGAUUAAAGUUACCAACGUCAGAUUUUGUAAAUGUGAUGAGAGAUGAGAGAGGACUUACUAAAUAGGCUGGAAAUCCAACAGUUAUACCCAAUGGAAACAUUAACUAGAAUAAGUUGAUUUCUUAAAAGCAGAGCUUUUCUAGUAGCUUGGGCACACAAGUUCACGUAUCUUAUUGUGACUACAUCAAUCGCAGAGCUACUUCUUGCAGAAAGUAGCUUCGUGAAGUUUGUUUAAAAUAACUAGAGUAUAGAUAAAUAUAUUUGCCUACUUUUUUAAGAUUUCAUUUGAAUCUGCAAAUAUAAUAAACAACGAGCGCUUCUUUAAUGCUAGCUAAUUAAUGCUUUUUAUGUAUUUGAAUCGUUUUGUAAAAAGCUGUGCGUCUUUGUUACAUUGUGUUAUGAUUUGGAGAAUAACGGUCUCAAUCUGUCUUCCGGAAAGAUUUUAACUGCGGGUAGUUGGUGAAAGAUACCAAAAGACACACCAUUAAGACAUAAAGGCGAUCUUUCGAUGUUUGUUCUCUAUAAUCCCGUAGGAGGGCUUUUCGGUCCUUUUUGACUUUACCCCAGAAUUGGGCAACGAAGAAAUAAAAUAGGACAUAAUAAUCCUUUUAAAGCUCUACAGCCCGUCACAGAAUACAUUUAGUCCAAUCUCAGAACCUCUUUGCGAUAUUUUCAAUCUUUCAAUUGCUACUGGUUGUUUUCCUGAUAGCUGGAUAAUUUCCAGAGUAGCCCCAAUUUUUAAAAAUGAUCAACCUAACAAUCGAUCUAACUACCGACCUAUAUCUGUCCUGCCUGUUUUAGCCAGGGUAUUUGAAAAACUUAUCUUUAACCAGCUGUAUGAUUAUUUGGACAAAAAACAAACAUCUAUCUUCAAACCUAUCUGGCUUCAGAGCUCUUCAUUCUGUUGCCACUUGCCUUUUUAAUAACACAGAUGACUGGUAUGUAAACAUGGACGAUGGCAGAUACACUGCAAAUAUUUUCAUUGAUCUCAAAAAAGCAUUUGACACCGUAGACCAUGACAUUUUACUUGCGAAGUUGAGAAAGUAUGGUGUUGAAAACCUAGAACUUACUUGGUUUACGUCAUAUCUAACCACUAGAAAGCAUUUCUGCAAAGUAAAUGGGGUAUGUUUUAAAACCGAAGAUAUUAACUGUGGAGUCCCCCAGGGUUCAUGUCUUGGCCCUCUAUUGUUUCUGAUUUAUAUCAAUGAUCUUCCGUUCUCUCUGAAAAAAAGUAGAGUGACGAUGUACGCCGACGACACAAGUAUUUCUUACUCUUCUUCGAGCUUAGCAGAUAUAAAUCAAACUCUAAACAGUGAACGAUUUAAAGCAAUGGUUGCAAGGUAAUAAACUUUCUCUGAAUGUUCUAAAAACACAAGCUCUGAUUAUAGCUCCCAGCCCAAAAUUAAGAAAAUUACUGAUAAAACAGUUGAUCAUCCACAGUUUUUUAUUGGUGACUCUCAAGUUGAAAAUGUUGACCGAACAAAGUAUCUGGGUGUGAUAAUCGAUAGAAGCUUAAAUUGGGAAGAACACGUUAACAGUCUCUGUACCAAAGUUUCUCGUGCAAUCAGAUUUUUGAAACAUUCCAGAAUUUUUUUUCCUGAAAACACGUUGAGUAAAAUGUAUCGAGGUAUCGUCGAUCCCCAUUUUCGGUUCUGCUGUUCGGUAUGGGGGUGCUGUGGGGUAACUAAACUGCAAUCGUUGCGAAAGCUGAAGAAUCGAGCAGCUAGAAUAGUAGAUAAUGGCAGAGUUGAUGCGCCUGCUAUGCCACUGAUUCGCAGUUUGGGUUGGCCAACUAUAGAUGACAUUAUUAGAAGCGGAACAGCUACAACAAUGUACAAGUCAUUAAAUGGGCUCGUCCCAAAGUACCUUUACAACCUGUUCGAAAAAAAUUCGACUCGAAAUGUUAGAAAACUGAGAAAUACCGAUACCGAUCUUUCGCUACCCUUACGGAAAACAAACAAUGGGCAAAGAGCUAUUUCUUUUCGUGGACCUAAGCUUUGGAACCAACUUGAACCUGAUGCCAAACAGGCACCUUCCCUUGCCACCUUCAAGAGAAGAAUCAAAAACUAACUAUUUAUUUUCUGUAUUUAUUUUCUUACUUAUUAAUGUUUUUGUCACGGCCCCCUGAAAAGCAGUUCUCGUGGACUAAUGGGGCUACCGUGCCUAAAUAAAUGAAAAUGUAAAAAAAAUGUAAAUGUAAACGAUGAAACAUAUCAAAUUGGCAACUGUCAAGAUUCUCCUUCAAUGUUGUGGUGAUGUUGCUACUGCACACGAUGUUAGCAUU
Molecule: messenger RNA, 4564 nt
Organism: Rhopilema esculentum
Lineage: Eukaryota; Metazoa; Cnidaria; Scyphozoa; Rhizostomeae; Rhizostomatidae
Product: major facilitator superfamily domain-containing protein 6-A
Cellular component (GO): membrane
Molecular function (GO): transmembrane transporter activity
Source: RefSeq, a predicted model, not a curated record